Messenger RNA from Magallana angulata, 1594 nucleotides. RefSeq lists its product as uncharacterized. The transcript has a single exon. NCBI's taxonomy places the organism in Eukaryota, Metazoa, Mollusca, Bivalvia, Ostreida, Ostreidae. The record is from RefSeq and is a predicted model, not a curated record. Bases 505 to 1176 code for a protein of 223 amino acids.
UGAAAAAAUAAUUUUGGUUUUACCCACUACAUGCACUAAUUCUUAUGAAACAAGUCUUUUCUCGGCAGCAUUUUCACUGGCAUUUCAUGGUUUAUUUCGUGUCGGUGAAUUGACUGUUCACUGUAAAAUUCCGAACAAUAUUGUACUUGGUAUGGAAAAUCUAACUCUAGACCCUGAUAAACAGCUAUUGUUAAUCAAUCUCAAACAUUCCAAGACUGACCAGGUAGGAAAAGGUACCAUUUUGCAAAUUGGUAAAUCUGAGGGAGUUGGGUGUCCAUUCAAGCUUGUUGAGAAAUAUUUAAGUGUUCGCCCAUUGACUGCAGGGCCUCUUUUUUGUCACUUUGAUAAGACCCCGCUCACAAGGUACCAGUUUACGGCAGUACUCUCAAAAGCAAUAGUUCGUCUUAAGUUACCGGAGAACACAAGAUACAAAUCUCAUUCUUUUCGGAUUGGAGCUAGCACUGAAUUGGCAUUGCAAGGUUUUUCUGCGGAAACAAUUCAGAAAUGUGGAAGAUGGAAAUCUUCGUGUUACAAGUCAUACAUUCGCAUACCAAAAUUCUAACUCAUAGGCUUUGCUUAUCUAUUGUAGAUAAACAAAAAGUGUGGUUAGUGGGGUCCUCAAUACUGAAGCAUGCUCAAUUAGAAGCAUUUUUAAGACCUGGAGGUCUUCACCUGAACCUGAAAAGGCUAAAUAUUUCAUUAUGGUGGCAGGGGUACAGUGGCCUGAAAUUGUCUCAAGUAGAGCAGAAGCUUAAAACCCUUGCAAAGGUGGGUCCUGCACCUAAUGUCAUUUUAAUACACUGUGGGGGAAAUGACUUAGGGGAGACUUCUAUUAGAAAACUCAGGCUAGUUUGCAUGAAGCUUUUUCAAUUUAUUCAAACCAACUUCCCACAUUCUAAGGUCAUUUGGUCUUGCAUCCUUCCACGCAUACAAUGGCGUUAUUCUCAAAACUCUCGUGCUAUGGAAUCACAACGUAAACGCCUUAAUUCUUGUGCAUCCAGGUUAGCCUUGCGGUAUGACGGCGCAAUUAUCCGCCAUCCUGAUAUAAAGCGUGACUCCUUGUUCUUCUGUGAUGGAGUACACUUGUCAAAAUUGGCUAAUGCUGUUUUUCUAAAUACUCUUCAGGGGGGUCUUGAGGCUAUCUUAACAAAAGGGCAUGCUUGUUAUCCGGCUUAGCAAGCUUACCCUAGGGCACGGUUGUAAGUUAAAUCCGCUCAUACCCCCACCCAUAUGGUGGCGGAGUUCCCAAUCUCUAAAGCUCCAUAGCUGCUUUCGAGUUUGGGAACUUAUGGCGUGAAUGAGCGGCGCUGGUCAUUUCAGACUAGUGCAUGUAUUAUUAUGUGGACAUCGACCCCUGCACCUCCCAAGGGUCAAUCGUAAAUUCUUGACUUCUGCACCUCCCAGAGUCAAGGUAUUAAACCUGUGAACUUUGAACUUUGAGUGAACUUUGAAUGAACUUUGAACUUUGUUUGAAUUUGUUGAAUUAUGUUAACUACAUGUAUGAUGUUACUUGAUGUGUUGAAUUUUGAAAUUUGGGGCAUGCCCUUUGUCAUGUAUGGCGGCCCAUUACCCUUAAACAGCCGUGCCCAAUCAU